AUGGGUUGUAACGCUUAAAAGUAAGGCAAAUAAUAAGAAAAAUAAUCAAAAGGCAAUUAAAAAAGUUUGCCUGAUAUAUAGGAAGAACUUUAAUAGAAACCUAAACGAAAUUCAGAACCAGCUACAAAAGAAAAAUAAAAUUUACAAUCUCAAAACCAAGAUAAAAAUAAAGUUUCUUAAUUAUUCUAAUUGGAAAAUUAAUAAGUUUACAGAAAUAAAAAAUUUCAAUUAGACUAUUACAUUACAAAUGAGUAGUUAUAAAGCUAAAACAAUGAGGGUAAACUAUUUACAGUGGAACAUAAAGUUACUGGAUUAAAAAGAAUUGCUAAAAUAACAAAAAAUGUUUUAACUGAAGGUUAACUGUAAGAAUACAUAGAAUAUAUUCAAUCUAUAAAAAAAUUAGUAAUUAAGAAUUUUAUAAUAGGAUCAUCCAAAUAUUAUAAAAUUAUUUGAUUUUUAUAAUGAUGAGCAUCAUAUUUAUUUGGUUAAAGAAUAUUGUGAGGGUGGUAAUUUGGUAGAAAGUUUGUAGAAUGAAGCCCAUAAUCAAAAUAAAACUCAUAUAACUUUUAUAAUUAAAUAGAUGUUGUAAGCAAUAUUCAGCAUUCAUUUAUAAAAUUUGGUGCAUAAAAACAUUACUACGAAAAAUAUUUUAUUGGCUUAAAAGUCCAAAUAUUUUGCAAAAUUAUGCGGUCACGAUGAAAUUUUUUACAAUCAUCAAGAUUUAAAUACUGAGAUAAGCUAUAGAGCCCCUGAAACCUUUUCAGAAUCAUACAAAUGGUCAGCAUCAGCAGAUAUAUGGUCAAUAGGAGUUGUUUUAUAUGAAUUAUUAGUUGGAAUCCAUCCUUUUAAAGAAAAGUAUAAGAAUUUAACUUUUGAAAAUAUUAAAGAACAAAAAUUUAAACGAUUAGAAGAUUUAAAAAAAUUAGACUUAGAAGCAUAUUCUUUAAUUAUUCAAAUGUUGAAUUAAGAUUCUAGAAUUAGACCGACUGCCAAAGAAUGCUUACAUCAUAAUUAUUUUAAAACUUUAAAAUAAUCUUCAUUAAAUGUUUCAGGAGUUUUACUUAGGGCGAAGAAUUUUAAAAGAAAAAAUGAACUAAAAAUAAUUUUAAUAAGUUUAAUGAUAGAUUAUUUAUUACCUAAGGAUGAAAGAGAUGGAAUAGCUGAAACAUUUAACAAACUUGACAAUGAUAUGGAUGGAAGGAUUUCAAAAAGAGAACUUAUAAAUUUAUAUAAAGAAAAUUUAGGUAAUGAUAAUUUGGCAAAAAAAGAAGUUGAGGAAGUUUUUAAAAAAUUAGAUUUAAAUGAAAAUUCAUAUUUAGAAUUUAAUGAAUUUUUAAUUGCUGCAUGUGAUAAAAAGAAGUUAUUAAGUUAAGAAAAUCUUAAAUUAUUUUUUAAUAAAUUAGACAAAGAUUGUAGCCGUCAAAUUAGUGCUAAUGAGUUAAAAGUAUUUUUUGUUAAAACUGAUCUAACUGAAAGUGAAUGGAAAGAAUUAAUGAAAUUAGGUGAUUCAAUAGAAGAUUAAAAUAAUAAAUUAUCAUAUGAUGAAUUAGUGGCUUUAUUAAAAGAAAAUGAAUGA
Molecule: messenger RNA, 1576 nt
Organism: Paramecium sonneborni
Lineage: Eukaryota; Ciliophora; Oligohymenophorea; Peniculida; Parameciidae
Source: the annotation of a GenBank genome assembly